Molecule: messenger RNA, 4930 nt
Organism: Bursaphelenchus okinawaensis
Lineage: Eukaryota; Metazoa; Nematoda; Chromadorea; Rhabditida; Aphelenchoididae
Source: the annotation of a GenBank genome assembly
AUGGUGACAUUAAGGAUAGCACUGCUAUCUCUUUUGCUAGCAGUCGUCUCAUCGGACUUUCGAUAUGACAAUGAAAUUAUUGGUAAGUUUGAGUAACAAUUUGUUUUUUAAAUUUCGAACAAGUAAUUUUUGGGUUACUGUAACUUUUUUUACAAAAAAUGAAAGUGGGUGACUGUAAUUUUGCUAAAAAAGUUUUUUUGGGUGUACUGUAACUUUUUUGAUCAAAAAUUGUUGUUUGGUACGAUUUUAGGUAGGGUAGGCUACAGUAGGGUAGAUAAAUUUUGAAAAAAUUUAAAAUUUUAAAAUUUUAAUGUCAAGUACAACAUUCCAGGUGAGCCAGAGAUUGAAUGUGGGCAUGGAGUAGUGAGUUUCAAAGUAAAAACCGCCAAAGGGCAAGCUUCUCAAGUGUUCGUCAGAGGUAAUUCCGAGAACAAGGAUUGUGUCUUUCAUAACACGGGAAAUGUCACUAUUGAUUUGUCCAAGUGUAAUAUCAGAAGGAAGCGCGAGGCUAACCCAACCGGAAUCACUUAUGCUAUGACUGUUAUUGUGCAGCUACAUCCAGUAAGUUGGUUUGAAAUGACGUAUUUUAUCACCAAAAAAAUUAAAAUUUUGAGGAUAUAAGGUGUGGAAAGAAAGUUUUUACCAUGUUUUCUUCAUUCGAGGGCGCUAUGUUGUACUUUAAAGUAUCAUAACUAUGUUGUAAGGACUCGUAGUACUGUGAAAUUGUAGUGUAUGGUAGCAAUUGUCAAUAUAUGUCGUAUUUUACAAAAUUUUUAAAUUUGGUUUUUUUGUAAAGAAAGUUAUUGCGGUUUUGACAUAUUGUGCCAUAACUAACCUAAACAGUUGCAGAUUUUGGCAAAACAUAUAGUAGGCAAUAAUAAUACUAUAGUAAACCUAAAUUUACGGUUUUGUAAAAUUUUGUUGUCUGUAAAGAAAGUUAUUGCGGUUUGGACAUUUUGUGCUAUAACUUAUAGCAAAAACCUCAGAUUUUGGUAAAACUUACAGUGACAAGUAUUAAUGUACUGAUACUAUUUUUUAAGUUUAGUAGUUGUAAGUUGCGUAAUUUGUAAAGGAAGUUAUUGCGGUUUUUACAUUUUGUGUCAUAACAUAAAAACAAAUUUAAAAAUUGUACCAAAAAUUUCAAAAAAUAAUGCCAGUAUCAUCCUCGUACUAUAUUUAAAACAGGCAUUAUUUUCAAAUUUUGUAAAGAAAGUUAUUGCGCAUUAAAAACUCAAAGUUUUCCUGAAAAUAUUCCAAAAUCCGGAAGAAACCCAAGCUUGUUCCGGAGCCUGAGAAACCUAUUAGUGCGUCAUGUGCCACCUCAAACAGUGUGGCAAGGCCACAGAAUUGUUGGCGGAAGCGCCGCGAAAAACCAUGUGAAGGCGUCUUCUUGACCUUGAUGAAUGUGGUGAUGCCCACCUGUGCGCAUCAGGAACAAUAGGGACGUCAAUUUGCGCGAAAAUAGCUGUGGUCAAGGUUUCCCCCUCCUUCCACUGACAUAUUGACCGGUAAUGAAAAGGACAAGAGUCUUGAGAAGGUGGCGUGAAAUUUGAGAGAAAUCAGCCAGUUUUUGAAAAUUACAGAGUAAAAAAUGAAAAAAUUUAGAUUUUGAUAGGUAAAAAAGUUUGUAAAGAAAAUUCUUGCGGUUUUUAAAUUUUUUAAAAGCAGAGAUAUUAUAUACUCAUUCUACUUUGUCUUUAUGCUUGAUUUCUUGGCUGUAAAGAAAGUUUCAGCAUUUUAAACCUUAGUAAUAGUCAGUUAGGAGGACAGCAGUGCAAGGUAGGGCAAGUUUGAAUAAGGCCUGGCCGGAUAGAGCGGGAUAAAGUAUACUUAAGUAGGAUAGGGUAGGACACAGCAGUGUAAGAUAGAGCAAGGUAGAGUAAGGCAAGACAGGGUAGGCACUGCGGUAGAGUAAAGACCUCUAAACACAUGUUUUGGCAAAAAAAAAUCUUUUUUUUUUGAAAAUUCGCAAGUUUGUAAAGAAAGUUUUUGCAACAAACUACAUUUUUAACUAACCUCAAUAUCUUGUGAAACUCAAAAAAAAAUUUGAAUUUUGAUUUUUAAUUGUAAAUAAAGUUAUUGUAAAGUCAUAGCACCCUUUGAGGGUAGAGUAGGUCAAGUGGGGUGGGUUGAGGUAAGUGAAGGUAGAGUAAGAUAGAAGGCGAAGGCAACGGCAAAGGCAAAGGCUAAGGCAAAUCCAAAGGCAAGAUAUAACAGAAACAAAACUUUAAAACUUUUUUCAGUUUUGACACAAAAGAAAAAUCUAAAAAACGAAAAAAAUUCUUGAGAAUCGCCGUAUAUUAAUAUUAAUGCGAGCGAUAAUCGACCUUCUGUACGCAUCGCUGCGUUAACUAAACAACAAUGUGUUUAUUUACCAAGGUGUGGACAAUUGCUUUCUUUAAUCUACAGUAUUUUUUUGCGUUUAUGUAAACAAAGUUUUUGCGGUUUUUUAAUUUUUCAGCUUUUUAGAGGUAAAAAUUGGAUUUAUAAUGAGUAAAAACACAAUAACUUCCUUUACAAAAGACGAAAUUUUAUAAAAUUUUGAGAGAAUAACAAAAAUAUCACUAGUGUCAAAUUAAAAUGACAUUUUCAGUUAUUCGUGACCAAAGUCGACCGUGCUUACAAUGUGAACUGCUUCUACAUGGAGAAGAAGCAAGAUGUCAAUAUCGAGUUCGGAGUCAGUGACAUUACCACUCAAUCCAUUGCUCAAGAUGCUGCCAUGCCACAAUGUACUUAUUCAAUUCACCGUGACAGUCCCAAUGGCCCUAUCAUUGCUUUCAGUAAGGUUGGCGAAAUUAUUUAUCACAAAUGGGAAUGCCCAUCAACCAUGUACAAGAUGUUGCUGACUUACUGCAAGGUUGUUGAUGGAAAAGGAAAAGAAUAUUCCCUGCAGGACGAGAAUGGGUUGGUUUUUGUAUUUCUGAAACAUUUUUAGAUGGUUUGGGAAAUUUGACGAAAUGUCACAACAACUAUUGGUUUUACAGAUUUUUUGUUGUGAAGUGUCACAAAAUUUAUUGUUUUUAAAAUAGGUUUUAUAGAUUUUUUGGGGUUUAAAAAGUAUUAUUGAGUUGUUAUUUUAAUUAUUUUAAAAGUAUUAUCAAUUUUGACGAAAUGUCACAAAAAUUAUUGGUAUUUUGAAUAACGUUAAAAUUGUUUUAAUAUUGAUUAGAAUAUGUUUUAAGAUGUAUGGUAAUCUAAAAAAAAAAUUUUUAUGUUUGAUGAAAUGUCAAAAAGUUAUUGAUUUUUUUUAUAAAAUGUUGCGAAGUGUUAACUUUUUUAAAACAAUAAAAUAAUGUGAAAAAUAUAUUGUAAAAUCAAUUUUUUGAAGUCAAAAUUUGUUUUUUAAUUAAAAUUAUCAAACUACCUUCUUUCAGAUGCUCCACCGAUCGUUACCUCUUCCCAGAAGUCACCUAUUCGGAUGACGUCACUACUGCUGUUGUAGAAACAGCUGCCUUCAUCUUCCCGGACCAAACUAAUCUUGCAUUUGCCUGUAAAAUCAGAUUAUGUUACUUUGGCGACCACUGCGACUCGAUUACGCCGCCACGUUGUGGAGCUGACGCCAAUCAUCGUGAGGUGGAGUUGAAUGGUGACGCACUUCAAGGAAACGACCUCAGUGACGACCAACUGAUCAGUAGUACCACUAGCGACGUUGAUAUUGGUACCACGGGCUCAGCUGAAGAUGUGAAGUCAACUGAACGAGCAUUUGCUGGAGAUACUGAAGCCACGACCUUCGGUGCUACUAGUACUACAACAGAGGUGCCGACUAGCACUACAGUUGUAUCAAGCAGUACCACUGAGGUACCAAGAAGCACUAGUGGAGCACCAAGGACAACUUCCACAACAACAGCUUCUACUACAACUCAUAGUACUACUCGAACAUCAAGCACCACUACCACAAAAUCAACGACCGCGGUAACCCCGAAGGGUGCCAGCAGUACCAAACUCUUCAUCCCAGCCGACUUCCCACGACCAGACGCUCUAGAAAGCCAAGAAGGCUCAGGUGAAGUUGACGCCUGGAUGGUCAGUGACAUUCCAGAAGCCAGUGAGAAUCGGAACGAAUCCCACGACGCCACGGCACCACCAGUACAAGUGCUCAAGAAGAACAAGAAACGAACUCCACAUGCUGAACGACCAACUGUAGACACGACCACAGCUCGAGCUGCUUCGCGACAACAACGAAAUGCCACACCAAGGCCACAAAACUUGGUGGAUAUGGAUGUUACUAGAGAUAUUACUAUCAUCGAUGACUAUAUCAGUAAGUUUAUGUACUAAAAUUAAAAAGAAAAGUAUAUAAAUUAAGUUUUUCUUUAAUAGAAAACAUAUAUAACACUGUGUCAUACGUUUUUAUACCUUAAUAAGCCGUUAUUGGAAAAUUGGACGUAAUGUCACAAAAAGUUAUUGAAUUUUCAUAAAAUAACAAGAACAAAUUCUUAAGUCAAAAUUAACUUAUUUGAUAUAAAAAUGGCAUUUAUAACAUUUUUAUCAAUUUUUAAAAAAUUUGAUGAAAUGUCACAAAAAUUAUUGAUUUCUCAAAAAUGGUAAAAUCAGCUUUUUAUGCUUGAAAAAGACUAUUUCACUACAAAAAACACUUUUUCGUUGCUAUUUGAUCAUUUUUUAAAAUUUGAUGAAAUGUCACAAAAAAUAUUGAUUUUUUAAAAAUGCUGUAAUUCGUCAUUUUGUGUUACUAAAACAUAACAAAUAAGUUUUUAUGAAUACUUUUAAACAAAACAUAAUUUUAGAUAAUGCCGAAUCCGCGACCCAAGCUCAGAAGCAAGUGUAUCGUGACAUCAACGAGACUCCGUUCGGUCGUGGCGUUUGCUUCUCGCCAGUCGCUCUGCUAUGUGGGGCUUUACUGCUCUUACUAUUGAUUGUCAGCGUGAUUUUUGUGCUGUUCCGUACCAGAAGGACCACUAAGUACUAUGGAGCUUAA